Messenger RNA from Hevea brasiliensis (rubber tree), 1603 nucleotides. RefSeq lists its product as uncharacterized. The transcript is spliced from 10 exons. The record is from RefSeq and is a predicted model, not a curated record. Lineage: Eukaryota; Viridiplantae; Streptophyta; Magnoliopsida; Malpighiales; Euphorbiaceae. Gene Ontology annotation, molecular function: hydrolase activity. The coding region runs from base 404 to 1183 and encodes 259 amino acids.
GGCUGAAAUUCAUGACGUGUUUGGAGGGCAUUUUGGUCAUACAAAUGGUGGUGGCAAGAAACACGGAGAGCUACUGGAUUUUGCCUUUUGGAGCAUGGACUAGUGCACUGUAGAGUAGUGUUUUUGUGUUCUUGGGGUUUCUGAGAAAAUUUGAAACAGAAGAAAAGGUAAGAGAGAGAAGACGAAAGUGAAAAAGCCUAAAUGCCUUUUGGGUUUUGUUCCACAAUCAACACCAAGUUUUGGUACCCCAUAAAAGCUUUAGGCUUUAAACUCAAAGCUUCAAUCCCAUUACUGUCAUCUGAUCUUUUUUUUUUUUUUUUUUGUCUAUACCAUAUGAACUCGGCUUAAACCGUUUAUCAAUAAUCAAGUAGUCUGCGCAGUGUGAAUUGUUUGUUGGAAUAUAAUGAGCAACACCACCACCACUGUUGGUUCUAGUAGUAGAAGUACUGUGAAGACAUUUGAGUUUGGAAGGACUCAUGUGGUCAGGCCCAGAGGACAACACCAGGCCACCAUAGUUUGGCUGCACGGUCUUGGUGACAAGGGAUCAAGCUGGUCCCAACUCCUGGAAACCCUUCCUCUUCCAAAUAUUAAAUGGAUAUGCCCAACUGCUCCAACAAGACCAGUAGCAAUAUUUGGCGGAUUUCCAUGCACUGCUUGGUUUGAUGUGGGAGACAUUUCAGAAAAUGCUCCUGAUGACUUGGAGGGGCUGGAUGCUUCAGCAGCACAUGUUGCUAAUCUGUUGUCAACAGAACCUGCAGACAUCAAACUUGGUGUUGGUGGCUUCAGCAUGGGUGCUGCAACUGCCCUCUACUCAGCCACAUGCCGUGUUUUAGGACAAUAUGGAAAUGGAAAUCGUUAUCCUGUCAACCUAAAUGCAGUUGUUGGUCUAAGUGGCUGGCUUCCAUGCGCAAGGAGUUUGAGGAGCCGGAUUGAAGGAUCUCAUGAGGCUGCAAGGAAUGCAGCAUCCUUGCCCAUUCUGCUCUGCCACGGAUUAUGUGAUGAUGUGGUUGCAUAUAAUCAUGGAGAGAAAUCAGCACAGACCUUGAUUUCAGCUGGAUUUCGAAAUCUUACAUUUAAAACCUACAAUGGGCUGGGUCACUACACAAUCCCAGAAGAAACAGAUGAAGUCUGUAAUUGGCUAACAACAAGGUUGGGGCUGGAGGGGCAUGAUAAUAAAAGGUGAAAAUUUUGGUUAAGGAAACAUGGAGAUAUCAAAUCAAAGUACUAGGGUUAGACAAGGCACUCAAGAGUAGAUGCUUGGUAUGGGGAGUAUAGGGUAUAGUGCGAUGUUCAACUUAUUAUAUUAUUAUUCCUUUUUUAUGUCAGUUUCUCUAAAUAAACUGAUUCUGUAAUUUUCCUUUUUUCAUUUCCCUGUGGUUUGUCUUUUAGUCUGAGUUACUCAUGGUUGGAUAUUGAGGUAACUAUGCAAUUUUUGCCGUAGGAGGGUAGUGGGGAAAGGUAAAGCUUGGACCAUUUGUGUGGCUCCUCUAUCAAGGAAAUUUUAUGAAUUAUUUAACAAAGAAUAAUUGUAUCUAAGAGGAUGCUUGCUAGACAUUGACUCUACUACAUGAUGCAUAAUAAAAGCUGGAUAUGGUCUGCUUCA